CGGAUUGAAAAAUUCCUACACCUUCGUCGAGAAAUCUCCCAACAACAACGACAUCUCGGUGCUCGGUUAACAAUAGCGAGUUUCGGUUAUACACAUUUUUUACUUUUGAACCUUUUUACGGGCGAUUUUCGACAUUAAAACCCCGUUUUCGAAUUGAUUCAGUGAUGUAACGAGCCUCCGAAACGGAUUUUAACCGAUUCGCGUCGAAAAUUCCGAUCAAAGUCUACUAUUACCAAUAUUAACCAAAAGGGACGAGAAGAGAAUCACUCGCAUAAACUAUGGAGGCUGUCGCUAAACACGACUUUAACGCGACCGCCGACGAUGAAUUAAGCUUUAAACGCUUUCAAGUCCUUAAAGUUUUAAACAUGGAAGAUGAUAUGAAUUGGUAUCGUGCCGAAUUAGAUGGUAAAGAAGGUUUAAUUCCCUCAAAUUAUAUUGAGUUGAAAGAUCACGGAUGGUAUUAUGGGAAAAUAACCAGAGCGGACGCGGAACGAUUGCUCUCAACGAAACACGAGGGUGCUUUUUUGAUUAGGGUCAGUGAAAGUUCUCCGGGGGAUUUUUCACUUUCUGUUAAAUGUUCCGAUGGUGUUCAACAUUUUAAAGUUUUACGAGACGCUCAAGGCAAAUUCUUUUUGUGGGUGGUCAAGUUUAAUUCGCUCAACGAAUUAGUUGGGUAUCACAGAACCGCAAGUGUUUCUAGAUCGCAAGAUGUUAAAUUGAGGGAUAUGGUCGUUUCUGAAGAUUAUUUAGUGCAAGCUUUAUACGAUUUCACACCGCAAGAACAAGGCGAAUUGGACUUUAAAAAAGGUGACGUUAUAACUGUAACUGACCGUUCGGAUCAACAUUGGUGGCAUGGGGAGAUUCGACACCGCAAAGGAUUAUUUCCAGCCACCUAUGUUACACCGUAUCACUCGUAAAGGUUUUUAAUUUGUAACGAAGAAUCGGCCGGAAACUAGCGAAUUGGCCGCCCCCCUCCCAAAAGUCGACAAAAAGAAAGCGGUUUUAGAUUUACUCUAAAAAUUAAAAAAAAAGGAUCUAUAUAUAUAAAUAUAAAUAAAUAA
Molecule: messenger RNA, 1061 nt
Organism: Onthophagus taurus
Lineage: Eukaryota; Metazoa; Arthropoda; Insecta; Coleoptera; Scarabaeidae
Gene: drk
Product: growth factor receptor-bound protein 2 drk
Molecular function (GO): protein binding
Source: RefSeq, a predicted model, not a curated record